Messenger RNA from Labeo rohita (rohu), 4324 nucleotides. RefSeq names its product endosome-lysosome associated apoptosis and autophagy regulator 1 (gene elapor1). Gene Ontology annotation, biological process: autophagosome assembly; positive regulation of vacuole organization. The record is from RefSeq and is a predicted model, not a curated record. Gene Ontology annotation, cellular component: lysosome; late endosome; trans-Golgi network. NCBI's taxonomy places the organism in Eukaryota, Metazoa, Chordata, Actinopteri, Cypriniformes, Cyprinidae. The transcript is spliced from 22 exons. The coding region runs from base 151 to 3102 and encodes 983 amino acids.
CAUCCCAAAGAGACCGACCAAUAGCAGAGCUGAGCGCGUUACACGCUUAGUAUGUGCAAACAGUGUCUGGAUAAAAGCGAGCAAUAUUAACAGCACGUCUGUUACUGUCACACGCCUUGCUUGAAGGGAACCUAUCUUUUGGAAACAGAAAUGUUUUUAAGCCAUGUGCUUUUCAUUGUUGGAACGCAAAGCGUUUCUGUCAUCUUUUUGCUUCCCUUACUUUUAACGGAGGCGGCAACAGAAUUACCCAGCUGCAAAGAGUCUGACUACCAUUUUGAGUACACAGACUGUGAUGUUUUGGGCUCUCGAUGGAGAGUGGCGAUUCCCAACAAGCCUGAGACCUGCACUGGGCUACCUGAUCCAGUCAAAGGCACCCACUGCACGUUUACCUGCAACGAAGGUGAAUUUCUGGACAUGAGGACUCAAGAGUGUCAGAAAUGCGUCGCAGGGACCUAUUCUCUUGGGACGGGUGUUGCUUUCGACGAGUGGGACUCUUUGCCCACUGGCUUUAUCAGCCACGGCAUCAGUAUGAACCUUGGAGACGCGCACAUAAAUUGUUCCAAUUCAACAUGGAUCCCGAAAGGUGAUUAUAUUGCCUCUAACACAGAUGAGUGCACUUCAACUCUUUCCUAUGCUGUGAGUCUAAAGAAGCCUGGAUCUGUGUCCUUCCAAUACUUCUAUCCAGACAACCACAUGUUUUUUGAGUUUUAUGUUCAGAAUGACCAGUGUCAGUCUACAGAAUCUCAAAGUCGUUGGAUGAAGGUAUCGGAAAGUGACUGGGAUUAUCAUUAUGUACAGCUGAAUAGUGGUAACAAUGUCUUGUACUGGAGAACAACAGGUUUCUCUCUGGCUGCCAACACUGCCAAACCGGUUCUGCUGAAGAACAUUGCCAUCUCAGGUGUCUCAUUUACAUCAGAGUGUUUUCACUGUAAGCCUGGUACCUAUAGUGAUAAACCGGGAGCUGCCCGCUGUGCCCCAUGCCCUGUUAAUUCGUACUCUAAUAAGGGAGCCACUGCGUGCCAACCCUGUGAGGCGGACAAAUAUUCAGGAAUUGGAUCUGGAACCUGUCUACAGCGACCACCCUGCAAGACAACUGAUUACUUCUAUACUCACACACCGUGUGACUCCAGUGGUCAGACGCAGCUUAUGUAUAAGUGGAUUGAGCCCAAAAUCUGCAGUGAGAGUGUGGAGGGGGCAGUGAAGCUUCCAGCUUCAGGGAAGAUGAUGGCCUGCCCUCCAUGUAAUCCAGGAUUCUUCUCCACCAACACCUCCACCUGUGAACCCUGCCCGCAUGGCUUCUAUUCAAAUGGGACAGAAUGUUCAGAGUGUCCUGCUGGAACGGAACCAGUCGUGGGUUUUGAAUAUAAAUGGUGGAACAAAAUGCCCAGCAAUAUGAAGAGUACAGUCUUCAGCUCAGAAUACAGAAGCACUGAGAGGAGUACAGGCUGGGAGGUUGCGGGUGAGUACAUCUACACCACACCAAGCAAUCAGGACUCUGACUACAUGAUGCUGACACUCACAGUACCUGGAUACAGUCUGCCUACUUCCCUGAGUGAAGACAAUGAGAGAGCUCAGCUUUCCAGAAUAACAUUUGUGUUUGAAACGAAGUGUACAGCUGAUUGUAAACUGUAUUUCAUGGCAGGGCAAUAUGAAUGGAGUAAUAUUGUGGAGAGUUGGUCUGGCACUACAGGGAAGCAGUCCUAUUCUUAUCUUAUUAAAAGCAACGACACUGUUAGCUUAACCUGGGGUUUUCAGCGCACUGGAAUCUUCAGCACAAAAAAUGAAUACAGCUCUGACUAUGCUAAGAUCUACUCUGUUCACCUCACUAAUGUGAUCGGAGGUGUGGCUUCAGAAUGUCGUCAGUGUGCUCUGGCUGCUGUUGACUCUAACUCUGCCUGCGUGCCCUGCCCUCCAGGACACUACAUGCUGAAUGGCACUGGAGUGUGUAGAAGCUGUCCCUCAAAUACAGUCAUUAGGCCCGAGCAGCCAUUCGGAGAACAAGCCUGCAUACCUUGCAGACCCAAUACUUACAGUAACAAAGGUCGUUCUGCGUGCAUGAGUGACUGUACAUUAUCACUGCAUCAUAAAGGAGAGAUUCUGAAUUAUGAUUUCCAUCCGUUGGCAAAUGUCACUGGCUUCCAGAGCAGCCCACGCUUCACCAAUAAAGGGCUGCAGUAUUUCCACCAUUUCAGUGUGGCGCUGUGUGGGACAGAAAAUAGGGCUCUCGCGUCCUGUGUGGAAAAUGUGACUGAAAGCAAGAGGGAUGUAAAAGGCUACAUCUGUCAGUCUACCGUUGUGCCUUCUGAGGUCAGGGGUCAGAGUGUUGUGUCCUCUCAGCCCUUCAGUAUUGGAGAUACUUUAAUCGGAGUGACAACUGACUCCAAAUUGGAUGACAUCUCAUCACUGGAUGGCAACUUUCCUGUUGAAUCAGAGCUGCCCGAUGUCAUAUUCUACUAUAGAUCUGGAGAAACUACACAAGCAUGUAAAAAUGGAAGAUCAGCCUCCAUUAGGCUCAGAUGUGAUCCAAGUGUAACACAGAAGAACCAGGUUUCCCUACCAAGCAACUGCUCAGAGGGCACCUGUGAUGGCUGCUCUUUCCAUUUCCUGUGGCGCUCCCAGUAUGCCUGUCCUCUCUGCUCUGAGAGGAACUAUAAGGAGAUUGUGAGCGCUUGUAUCCAAGGAAUUCAGAGGACUACCUAUGUAUGGCAGCAACCUCUGAGGUGCACUGGUGGGGUGUCACUACCUCCUCAAAAGAUCAGUGCCUGUGUGACACUGGACUUCUGGCUAAAGUUUGGUGUCUCCAUUGGAACUAUGGCUGCUAUAUUGCUCAUUACCAUCAGCUGCUACUUCUGGAAAAGGACACGCAAGCUGCAGUAUAAGUACUCAAAGCUAAUGAUGACUGCAGGAGAUAAAGAGUGUGAACUUCCAGCUGCCGAUAGCUGUGCCAUCAUGGAAGGAGAAGAUGCAGAGGAUGACCUCAUCUACCUCUCCAAGAAAUCUUUCUUCACUAAGAUCAAGUCAUUUUCCAGAGAGAGAACGUCAGAUGGCUUUGAUUCUGUUCCUCUGAAAUCAUCAGCUGCACAGGAGAUGGAAAUGAACUAGACCUUCUCAGACACAGGGAGAGCCAGCAACAAAUGCCUGGCCUGUCACGAGACAUCCUUGAACAAUGUUUUUGACAAUAUAACAUCAAUACUUUUAUUUCCAAAGAGACUGAGCAAAGAAAAAAAUGUUGAAAAACAAGUCUGCCUUGUACAAGUCACCCCAAAAACAUGUGAUUGUUUCAACUGCAUCAGCAAACUGAUAGCAAGACUGGCAUAAGAAGAUUUUAAAAUACUUUUAUGAUAUGAGUUUCUAAAAAAAAAAAGACCUACUGUAUAUCAAUGUGUAUAUAGGCCAAUGCAACGUUUUUAUACCAAACACACAUGCUUGCCCUAGUAAAAAGUAAAUGUACUAAAAUGUAUUUAAAAUGUAUAAGUAUACUACAAAUACAUUUACGUAUUAUGUACUUAAUGAAAACACCCUGCAAUUGUACUUUUAGUACACUAAACUGGUAUAAUUGUAUGUAAUACACUUUAACUGUGCAGAAGUAGUGCUGAAGUAUAACUAAAGAUAUGCUUAGUAUAUUUUAUUGUGCAACUAUUGCAAGUAUACUUUAUAAAUGUUGCAUUUAAAAACCAAUAAUAUUUAAAGAUCACACAAUCCUCAUCAAUAGUGACAUUAAAUGAUAUCAUAGGCUAAAUAUUAAGAAAUUUGCAUUGUGCACAAUUAGUACUCCAAAUAAAGUUUAAUCACAACUUUUUAAAAAUAAUUUUAUAUCAGUAAGUCUCAAACGAUAUGUCAGUAAAUAUGUUAAUAGCCUCGAACUAUACUUAGUAUAAAAUAAAUGCAUUUUAAAUGUAUUACUUUUUUACUAGGGUGUGAAAGAUAAUGCUGGAAAAUUUACAUUGCAUUUGUUUGACGUCAUUCUGUGAUAUGUAUCAAAUAUGAUAUAUUUUUCUCUUCAUUUGGAUCAGUGAAGUGUUUUCAAGAGUCUGAGAGCCUUACAAGUGCUUGCAUAUGUUGCAUUUUUCUUUCUUUUUUUAAAUCAUUCAAAUGUUUUGGCAUACAAGCAUUUAUUGUGCAGACCUUUUAUUGUUGUUUUUGUUAUGUUUUUUGUAUUUUAGGAAAUGUCAUCAUGUUUGUAAUAGUUUUAAUGAAGAAUACAGCAUACUUGAUAAAGCUAAUGUGUCCAUUGCUUAUUAAAUAUUGGACUAACUAUAAUCAAACCAAGCUACAACAAGAAAUCUAUCUAGUUGUUAUUUGCUAAUUAAAAUAAUUUAUCUUA